CGAGACUUACAGAAUUGCAGUGUUUUCAAGCCGGCAUGUUUGACCGCAGCGUCACCCUGCUGGAGGUGUGUGGCAGCUGGCCUGAGAGUUUCGGACUGCGUCACAUGUCCUCUGUGGAAGCCACGGAAGAGGGCCUGAAGGAGAGGCUGGCAGACGCAAUGUCAGAGUCGCCCAGCAGAGACAUUGUGGGCUCUGGGACAGCAGAGCUGCAGAGGGAGGGAAGCAUCGAGACGCUCAGCAAUAGUUCUGGCUCCACCAGUGGCAGCAUUCCCCGAAACUUCGAGGGCUACCGGUCCCCUCUCCCCACCAAUGAGAGCCAGCCCCUCAGCCUCUACCCCACCGCAUUCCCCUAAAACCAGCCGUCCCGCCCACAUCUCAGACCCAAGGAAAACCUCUCUGUCGCCUUUGGACAAUCUUGACAGUGCAACCACAACACAUCACCCACGAGAGAGGCCACACUCUCACCCUGCAUCCUGCUCUCCUAUAUCAUUUCUCUCUUCUUUGAAAUGUGGAUUUUCCUUUAAUCAAACUCGGCAUGCAGGAAAACAAUGUUCGAUCAGGCCCGGUGUUAACAUCCCUCGUCAUUCACUUCCCUUGUAGAUUAAUUUUAAUGUUACCUCCACCUGAGAGAGAGAGAGAGCGCAAAUAUUAACUUUGAUGGGUCGGAUGUACUGUAGAAGGGAUCCACUGGAGUUGCCACUUUUCUCAAAGAUGUGUCAUAUUACCAAUAUCAUUAUCAAUCGAACUUCCAGUGCGUAUCUUUAUUGAACGCAUGUGCAUGAGUGAGAGUGUGUCUUCAUCAGAUACGAGUCCUGAUUACCUCUCAGUAGUUGAGUUUAGGUUUGAGCUUAGAAAGCGCAAUGCUGAUUUUUUUUCCGAUCAACACUUCAUUAGACAAAUAGUGUUUGAUAUAUUUUAGUAAACGUGUACUGUAACAUUUGAAUUGAUUUGACUUUUAUAGGUAAUCAAACAUGGUUAUGUUUACCAUUUAAUCUUGUUACAUUAUAGUGUUCAUUAUU
Molecule: messenger RNA, 1019 nt
Organism: Sinocyclocheilus grahami
Lineage: Eukaryota; Metazoa; Chordata; Actinopteri; Cypriniformes; Cyprinidae
Product: breast carcinoma-amplified sequence 3-like
Exons: 3
Coding region: 36-353 (105 amino acids)
Source: RefSeq, a predicted model, not a curated record